Molecule: messenger RNA, 949 nt
Organism: Hyaloscypha bicolor E
Lineage: Eukaryota; Fungi; Ascomycota; Leotiomycetes; Helotiales; Hyaloscyphaceae
Exons: 3
Coding region: 108-803 (231 amino acids)
Source: RefSeq, a predicted model, not a curated record
CUAAGUGAGGCUGCGCUAGGCUACGCUGGCAGCAGAUUUCCUCCGCCUAACACAUUAUCGAACACGAAUUUCUGAACCACUUUGCAGCAGUUGUAGGACGGUGCAGCAUGGUAUCCAGAAGGCCGAGAUCGUCUCGCCAGCCAGACGCAACCAAACAUGACACCGUUCAGAGACCAGCGAAGAAACGACGCACUGGAACAAGGAACGACGCUCCGCUAGAGUCCUUGGAGCCGACCGCUGAUUCCAACAAGUCACAAUGGACUACAUAUCGAGUGAGCCCAAUACCGAAUACCUACAACGCAACCUCCUUCCACGACGCUCUUCGUAUCAGUCUUCGGCUCGAAUCACAUACAACAUUGACCAUCCACUCCUUCGGUUCGGACUGGUCGCAGCAGAGAACCGCAACGAUCACAUUCAGCGACACUCCUUCCGGGCUAUACUCAGUUGGGGUUGAUGAUGUCUGCGGCAAGACAACAGAAUGGAAGGUGAACAUUGUUCAUCCAUUGUCUACACAAACCGACACUGUGUGCAUUGAUACACACUUUAAGGGUUUUACACCUGUUUCCCCGCUUGCUAAUGACGAGGAACAUUUGAUUGAUCACAGCUGUUAUUGCGCUAUACAUGCGCUGGGGAAGUCAUGCGCUUGGAGGAUUCAAGCCCAUAAUGAUACUUACAUGGUGGCUUCGGAGAUUCCCUGGCCAAAGGACCUUCCUCGAUUACGGGUAUUCAUAUACGGAUACGCAUGUGAUUUGACCACGGCCGAAUCGAUCAGUGGGGUUGAUGAUUACGCAGAUACCGCUUAGGCGGGCUGCUUAGGAACAGGCGGGGUCCAAGAACAAGGUAGGAGCACCUCGAUUCGCCUGCAUGCCGUCGCUGACCCACGAAGACCGGUCCUCCAGUACCCCUGGUGUUCAUUGCUCACCAGCCUUGGUGGCAUAGUCCUCAAACA